UAUUAUUCUCCAACAAUUAUUUAACUCCUUCCACAAAGCAAACGAUCACAUAACCAAAAAUGAAAGAAGAAAAAGUAAUUCAAGAUCCAUUAAUCCAAAGACAACAUGAAGAAGAAGAAGAAGAGUUAGGUUUAAGAAGACAAGUAUACGAUGAAGUAAAGAAGCAAAUAGGAUUAUCAUGUCCAUUGAUAGCAGUAAGCUUGUUGCAGUAUUGUCUUGAAGUGAUUUCAAUCAUGUUUGUUGGUCAUCUUGGACAACUCCCUCUCUCCAGUGCUUCCAUGGCUACAUCUUUUGCUUCCUUCACUGGUUUUAGUGUCUUGUUAGGAAUGGGAAGUGCAUUAGAGACACUAUGUGGACAAUCCUAUGGAGCUAAACAAUACCACAUGCUUGGGAUUCAAAUGCAAAGAGCAAUGUUGACUCUCACAACCCUAAGCAUUCCACUUGCAUUUAUCUGGUUCUACACUCCCACAAUCUUCAUAGCUUUAGGUCAAGAUCAAGAAAUAUCAAAUGGGGCUGGAACUUUUAUUCGUUGGAUGAUUCCAAGGUUUGGAAUCAAAGGGGCUGCAUUGGCUAAUACAAUAUCGAAUUGGAUGAAUGUUGUUUUUUUGGGAUUUUAUGUCAAGUUUUCUAAUGCUUGUUUACACACUUGGACUGGUUUUUCAAAAGAAGCUUUCAAUGAUGUUCUUAGCUUCAUGAAACUUGCUGUUCCUUCUGCUCUUAUGAUUUGCCUUGAAUAUUGGACAUUUGAUAUGGUAGUUUUGUUAUCUGGUCUUCUCCCAAACCCGAAGUUAGAGACAUCUGUAUUAUCAAUCAGCCUUAACACAUGUUGGAUGGUGUAUAUGAUAUCUGUUGGCCUUGGUGGAGCAAUAAGUACAAGAGUUUCAAAUGAGUUAGGGGCAUCAAGACCUAAAGCGGCACGUUUGGCUGUUUGUGUUGUGGUUGUAAUAGCAAUUUUGGAGGGUUUAAUAGUAGGAACAAUUACUAUUUUAGUACGAAAUGUUUGGGGGAAAUUAUAUAGCAAUGAUGAAGAAGUUAUUAAAUAUGUUGCAAAAAUGAUGCCACUACUUGCAUUAUCAGAUUUCUUAGAUGGAUUUCAAUGCGUUCUUUCAGGUGCUGCUAGAGGAUGUGGGUGGCAAAAUGUGUGUGCAAUUAUCAAUCUUGGAGCUUAUUAUGUUGUGGGAAUUCCUUGUGCAUUGCUAUUUGCUUUUGUUCUUCAUGUUGGAGGCAUGGGGCUAUGGAUGGGGAUCAUUUGUGCACUUUCUGUACAAGUUGUGGCACUAGUUGCAAUUAAUUUGUCGACUAAUUGGAAUGAUGAGGCAUGGAAAGCUAUAAAUAGAGUUCAAACAAGUAUAGGUAGUGAAUGAAUGAUAUUGUCAUUUUGUUUUAUAGAGUGUGAGGAGAAAUUGAAUUUGAAAACUAAUGAUGGAUAUUAAUGUAAAUGUAAAUAUUUUUAGAGGUGAUAAAACUUUUUUUUUUCUAAAAUCAUAA
Messenger RNA from Lactuca saligna, 1488 nucleotides. The record is from the annotation of a GenBank genome assembly. NCBI's taxonomy places the organism in Eukaryota, Viridiplantae, Streptophyta, Magnoliopsida, Asterales, Asteraceae.